This is a messenger RNA of Meriones unguiculatus (Mongolian gerbil), 3183 nucleotides long. It is a transcript of the gene Tmem74b, whose product is annotated as transmembrane protein 74B. The coding region runs from base 422 to 1120 and encodes 232 amino acids. NCBI's taxonomy places the organism in Eukaryota, Metazoa, Chordata, Mammalia, Rodentia, Muridae. The record is from RefSeq and is a predicted model, not a curated record. The transcript has 2 exons.
GGCCCUGGGUCCUACCUAGGGUGGGAAAGGCAUCCCUGGGUGCAGCCGGGUCUCCCCUGAGGCGGGGGAGGGGUCUUCUCCCCGCCCCUCCCUCGCCUCGCCCCGCCCCGCCCCUGCACCCAGCGCCGAGAGCUCCUAGCCUCGGGUUUCCCCGGCCAGCGCGCAGGCGAGACAGAGGUGGCUCUAGGGACGGCGGGGGCCGGGCACCCGCAGCCGCCUCCGUCUCCCUCCUCACGCUAACUCUCCGGGCGCCCUCGCCCGCCGCGGGCGGAGCUCGAUCGGCGGCGCUCCAGGAUCCCCUCGCUCCCGCCCUGCCCUGUCCCUUCCUCUUCGGAGCCCCCCAGCGGCCGGCGCGGUGCAGCCCGGCGCGGCGCGAGCAGCUGCCAACGGGACAAGGGAUGAGCUGGGGUCAUUCUCUCCAAUGGCAUCUCCCCCUGGUCUGGAACUGAAGACACUGAGCAAUGGUCCCCAGGUUUCAAGGAGACCAGCCCCACUGGGCCCAGUGGUACCACCCAGGAUAGGUGUGGAGAAUGCCUGCUUCUUCUCCGAGGAGCACGAAACUCGUUUCCAGAACCCUGGGGAUGCCAGACUGGGUAUCUCCCCCAGUCCCUCUGGAGGCGUCUCCUCACUGCCCCGGUCCCAGCGGGAUGACCUUUCUUUGCAUUCAGAGGAGGGGCCAGGCCUGGAACCUGUGAGCCGCCCAGUGGACUAUGGCUUUGUUUCUGCUCUGGUUUUCUUGGUGAGCGGAAUCCUCCUGGUUGUGACAGCAUACGCCAUUCCCCGAGAGGCCCGAGUCAACCCUGACACAGUAACAGCGAGGGAGAUGGAACGCCUGGAGAUGUACUAUGCCCGGUUGGGCUCACAUCUGGACAAGUGCAUCAUUGCAGGCCUGGGGCUGCUCACAGUCGGGGGCAUGCUCCUGUCUGUGCUGCUCAUGGUCUCUCUGUGCAAGGGUGAGCUGUACCGCAGACAGACCUUCAUCCCCGGCAGGGGAUCCAGGAAGACCUACGGCUCCAUCAACCUGCGUAUGAGGCAGCUUACGGGGGAUGGGGGCCAGGUCCUAGUGGAAAAUGAGGUUGUCCAAGUCUCAGAGACCAGCUGUACCACCCAGGGCUCUUAAGUAAGAGUCCACCCUAUCUUGCUGUUUUAGCUGCAGAGCUUGGAGGGCCCCCAAACCUGGGCCUUCAAAGUGAAAUCCACAGAGAGUGCUGUGGAGGGAGUUUUGGUGCUGGGGUGGGGGCAGCCUGAGGCCUGGCUUAGGCCUUACUCAGGCAAGCACUGCUGAUGUGUUUGCAGCUUGAAGUUUUUGCAUAAGGCUUUGUUUGAGGAUGGCUUCUGCUGCUAAAAAUACAUUUUGGAAACCACUGCUCUUAGAAGAUGAGGUUACUUGGCAUUUCUCAGGGUUGGGAGUCAUGUGAAAGGUUGCCUUCAUUCUUCAUGUCUUGGGGAAUUCUGAGACCGCUACUGUCUUCAUUAGCCAAGGGAGAGUGUUGGGUGACUAUGUUGGGGUACCUUGCAGGCCUGAUCCCUUAGGAUAGAGUGUAGCUUCAUGGUGAUGGGAGAAGCCGGUUGAGGUGGGCCCCCUGCAAGCACCCCACUGACUGACCUAUAACCCUCCCCUCUCCAGACCUCAGUUGCUCAGUCUCUACAGGAGGGACUAGGACUGGGUGCCAUGGCACGGGCCACAUCUGCCCUGGGAACAGGAAGCUAGUCUGCUGCUACCCACCCUUUGAGGGAUGAGGGUGUUUGGCAGGGACCAGCCAUUCUCAGUGCCAUCUUCUGGCCUAGAAUUGAUGACUACCACUUCCAGGAGCUAGUGGUUCUCAUGGCCCAGCUACAGAGCCCUGGUGAGUGGGUUAAAUCUAAAAUUUGACACAGUGUAAAUUGGACUUUGAGGUCUGAUUUCCUACAGUGGCUAAUUUUCUGCAGUGGCACAUUUACCAAGCACAGUUUCCCCUGGGCAUCAAGGUAUAAGGACUUGGUUGUAUUUCUUUGGGCAUGCUGGGACCUUAUCACCUUCCCUCCUCAGUGGGCUAUUGCUUGGGACUGAUCUCAUUCUGGUAGCAGAAAACAAUUUUCUUUAAUGCUGGAUUUGUAAUAUCUGGCUUCCCUUCUUAGUUAAGUUCAGUUGCCAGUCAUCUGGGGAGAGGUAAGGUACAUUCAAGUGGCCUGGAUACUCCAGCCACAUAGAUUGCUGUGCAUUCUUUUGCAUGUGAAAUGUUUCCAGGACCCUUCCAAACCCUAUUUAAACUUUUGAUAAUAGAGGUAGGCAUUAUGAGGCAAGGAGAUAGUGACAGACAUUUGGGAGAGGCACUGUCCAGUCCAAAAGGUCCCAGAGGACUUCCAGAGCACAUACAUUCUAAGCUAUGGGAAGAGGCUACAAGGGUCAUUUUCAUGAGUUGUUGCUCUGGGCAUGUCCCUUAUCCUCCUUCUUGGCUGGCUGUAUAAGCCGAGAUCCUAGUUGUUGGUGAGGGAAAUCAGAGUAUGGAAUGGCAUAGGGUCCAUAGGCUGGGGAGGUCCUGACUGUGUGGAACAUGAACCUUCAGCCCAGGCAGCAUGAACAUCUGGGUAGCAUAAUAUCACAGCUUCUGAGGCAGAUCAAAUAUCUGCUCAUGCUGGCAGUUUUUGCUUGGAGCAGAGGGUUGGGGGAGGGCUGAAAGGGACAAAAUUGUGCAGCUUGGUUUUGGAGAUUCUGCUGUGGGGCUGAGAGGGCAUGGCUUAAAAAGAACAUAGCUCAAGAGAGCUAGAGGUCCCAAGGCCAGGGCUUCUUUAGAUAUGUCAGUUUUUCCCAGCUGGAGCGGGAAAUGCUGGACAAAGUGGCAAGAAGUGAUCUAGUGAGUUAACAGUAAAAUCAGACAUUGCCAGUGAUGGGCACAGCUUCUCAAAUCCAUGAUGAUGAUAAUAAAUGUAUCAAUCCAAACUGUAUGGAUUCCUGUGGCAGUAGAGGGGCAUGUUAGGCUACAUACCCACUGAAAGUGUGUGCUUGGAACUGUCCAUUCAGAUCAGUUUAAACAGGAUGAAAUUUAUUUAGGGGCUAAAUCUGCUUGAAGAUUAAGGAAUGGCAGUUUUUUUUUUGUUUUUGUUUUUUUUUUCUUUUUCUUUUCUUUUCUCUUCUCUUCUCUUCUCUUCUCUUCUCUUCUCUUCUCUUCUCUUCUCUUCUCUCCUCUCCUCUCCUCUCCUCUC